Dipodomys spectabilis (banner-tailed kangaroo rat) is the source of this 2398-nucleotide messenger RNA. It is a transcript of the gene Exoc3, whose product is annotated as exocyst complex component 3. Lineage: Eukaryota; Metazoa; Chordata; Mammalia; Rodentia; Heteromyidae. Gene Ontology annotation, molecular function: SNARE binding. Gene Ontology annotation, cellular component: exocyst. Bases 64 to 2337 code for a protein of 757 amino acids. Gene Ontology annotation, biological process: exocytosis; exocyst localization. The transcript is spliced from 13 exons. The record is from RefSeq and is a predicted model, not a curated record.
CCGGUUCCGGCCGGGCCUCCGGAGGUGGCGGCUGCGGAGGCCGACCGAGAGCAUGCCUGUGGUAUGACGCAUGCAGAUACUCUACCUACGUGUUUGGCCAUGAAGGAGACAGACCGGGAGGCUGUUGCUACAGCAGUCCAGAGGGUCGCCGGGAUGCUCCCGCGCCCAGACCAGCUGGACAAAGUGGAGCAGUACCGCAGAAGGGAGGCCCGGAAGAAGGCCUCUGUGGAGGCCCGGCUGAAGGCUGCCAUCCAGUCACAGCUGGACGGGGUGCGCACAGGCCUGAGCCAGCUCCACAGCGCACUGAGCGACGUCAAGGACAUCCAGCAGUCGCUGGCUAACGUCAGCAAGGAUUGGAGGCAGAGUAUCAACACCAUCGAGAGUCUCAAGGAUGUGAAGGAUGCGGUGGUUCAGCAUAGCCAGUUAGCUGCGGCUGUGGAGAACCUGAAGAACAUCUUCUCAGUGCCCGAAAUUGUGAGAGAGACUCAGGACCUGAUUGAGCAAGGGGCCCUCUUGCAGGCUCACCGGAAACUGAUGGACCUGGAGUGUUCCCGGGACGGCCUGAUGUGUGAGCAGUACCGCAUGGACAGCGGGAACACAAGGGACAUGACCCUCAUCCACGGCUACUUCGGCAGCACACAGGGGCUCUCGGAUGAGCUGGCCAAGCAGCUGUGGAUGGUGCUGCAGAGGUCACUGGUCACCGUCCGUCGCGACCCCACCUUACUGGUCUCUGUGGUCAGGAUCAUUGAACGGGAGGAGAAAAUCGACAGGAGAAUUCUUGACCGAAAAAAGCAAACUGGAUUUGUUCCUCCUGGGAGGCCCAAAAACUGGAAGGAGAAAAUGUUUUCCAUCUUGGAGAGAACUGUGACAACUAGAAUUGAGGGCACACAAGCAGACACCAGGGAGUCUGACAAGAUGUGGCUUGUGCGCCACCUGGAGAUCAUCAGGAAGUACGUCCUUGAUGACCUUAUUGUCGCCAAGAACAUGAUGGUGCAGUGCUUUCCUCCCCAUUAUGAGAUCUUCAAGAACCUCCUGAACAUGUAUCACCAGGCCCUGAGCACACGCAUGCAGGACCUUGCAUCCGAAGACCUGGAGGCCAAUGAGAUCGUGAGCCUCUUGACCUGGGUCUUGAACACAUACACCAGUGCAGAGAUGAUGGGGAAUGUGGAAUUGGCCCCAGAAGUGGAUGUCAGUGCCCUGGAGCCUCUGCUCUCUCCGAAGGUGGUUUCUGAGCUGCUGGACACGUACAUGUCAACUCUUACUUCCAACAUCAUUGCCUGGCUGCGGAAAGCACUAGAAACAGACAAGAAAGACUGGAGCAAAGAGACAGAGCCAGAAGCUGACCAGGACGGCUACUACCAGACAACACUCCCUGCCAUCGUGUUCCAGAUGUUUGAACAGAAUCUUCAAGUUGCUGCUCAGAUAAGUGAAGAUUUGAAGACAAAGGUACUGGUUUUGUGUCUUCAGCAAAUGAAUUCUUUCCUAAGUAGAUACAAAGAUGAGGCCCAGCUGUACAAAGAAGAGCACCUGAGGAACCGGCAGCAGCCACACUGCUACGUGCAAUACAUGGUCGCCAUCAUCAACAACUGUCAGACCUUCAAAGAAUCUAUCAUCAGUUUGAAAAGAAAGUACUUAAAAAAUGAAGCCGAGGAGGGUGUUUGUCUGAGCCAGCCAAGCAUGGAUGGGCUUCUGGAUGCCAUCGCCAAGGAGGGCUGCAGCAGCCUGCUGGAGGAGGUCUUUCUGGACUUGGAGCAACAUCUAAAUGAGCUGAUGACAAAGAAGUGGCUACUCGGGUCAAAUGCUGUGGACAUCAUCUGUGUCACUGUGGAGGACUACUUCAAUGAUUUCGCUAAAAUCAAAAAGCCAUAUAAAAAGAGGAUGAUGGCCGAGGCCCACCGGCGUGUGGUGGUGGAGUACCUGCGGGCCAUCAUGCAGAAGCGCAUCUCAUUCCGGAGCGCGGAGGAGCGCAAGGAAGGGGCCGAGAAGAUGGUCAGGGAGGCGGAGCAGCUCCGCUUCCUGUUUCAAAAGCUGGCGUCUGGAUUUGGUGAAGAUGUGGAUGGACACUGCGACACGAUUGUUGCCGUUGCAGAAGUUAUUAAGCUCACAGACCCAUCUCUGCUGUACCUAGAAGUCUCAACUCUGGUCAGCAAAUACCCGGAUAUCAGAGAUGAUCACAUUGGCGCACUGCUGGCUGUGCGGGGAGACGCCAGCCGGGACAUGAAGCAGACGAUCAUGGAGACACUGGAGCAAGGCCCCGCGCAGGCAAGCCCCAGCUAUGUGCCCAUCUUCAAAGAGAUCGUCGUGCCCAGUCUGAAUGUGGCAAAGCUCCUGAAGUAGCUUUGUCAUGCAGCUCAUGUCUCAUCUCAGAAGUGCAUUAAAGAAAGUCACUCUCUAGGAA